GAAGAUUAUAUAAACUUUUUGCAGAGUCCAAUUCGACGGCUUUCAGUGUAGUGUAAAAGACUAAAAUAAGUAAGUAAAAACCCAAUAAAUGGUUUUCUUCUCUCUCCAUGCUUAAUUUGCAGAGUCUAAUUCUUCCCCAAGCAGGACGUUACCUCGCUCCUCUUAGUUGCAGCAGUUCAAUCUCUCGAAGGUCAUCAAUGGCGCCACCGAUCCUCUCUCUAGCUCUUCCAUCAGGGACUGGUCGUGUUCUUAGCAUACAGUCUCACACUGUACAGGGAUAUGUUGGGAACAAAUCAGCAAUCUUUCCUUUGCAACUUCUCGGCUUUGAUGUGGAUCCAAUCAACUCGGUUCAGUUCUCUAACCACACAGGCAAGCAGCUUUAUAUCACUUCAGUCUCACAACUCAGAGCCCCGAUAUAUAUAUGUAUGCGAAAAUGGGAUGGUGCAGGGUAUCCAACGUUUCGAGGCCAAGUAUUGGACGGUCAGCAACUUUGGGAUUUAAUAGAAGGUCUUGAAGCAAAUGGUCUGCUUUUUUAUACGCAUUUAUUAACAGGUUAUAUUGGGUCAGUUUCAUUCUUGAACAUGGUAUUCCAAGUUGUUGACAAGCUGCGUUCAAUCAAUCCAGAUCUCAUAUAUGUAUGUGAUCCUGUCCUUGGUGAUGAAGGGAAGCUGUAUGUACCCCAGGAGCUGGUAUCUGUAUAUAAGAAGGUUGUCUCAGUUGCCUCAAUGUUGACUCCCAACCAAUUUGAAGUAGAGCAAUUAACUGGAUUAAGGAUCACCUCAGAACAGGACGGUUUGGAAGCUUGUAACUUACUUCAUGCUACUGGGCCCUCAAAGGUUGUGAUAACAAGCUUGCUUGUCGAUGACACCUUGCUCCUUAUAGGCAGCCAUCAGAAAACUAAGGGAGAGGCUCCUAAACAGUUCAAGAUUGUGAUACCCAAAAUACCUGCAUACUUCACUGGAACAGGUGAUCUAACAACUGCGCUCUUAUUAGGUUGGAGCAAUAAAUACCCUGACAACCUUGAGAGGGCAGCAGAGCUAGCAGUUUCAAGUUUGCAGGGUCAGAGCUCAAGGUGAAUGGUGGCUCUGAUAACCUUCUUACUAAAUAAUUAACUGAGUAGGCUUUAUGAAGGUAAAUUGCUCUAGUGUGCAAUAAACUGCAAUUAGGACGCUCCCCAUUUAGCCAAUACACGUGGUGAUGGGGUCUUGAUAAAUUUGCAAGCCCCUCUGAAGGGCAGUUCUCCUGUCUGAAGUUUGUAGAGAUGUUGUCUUGUAUAUGCAAUGGAUUUGUAGAGAUGUUGUCUUGUAUAUGCAAUGGAUUUGUAGAGAUGUUGUCCUGUAUAUGCAAUGGAGUUCACCUCUCUCCUUCAUUCUGUUGCGUUCUUUCCUUUUUUCUUUCCUCCCAUCCCAUGCUAGAUUUAGGGUUUCCUAAAUUUAACAUAAGCUCUCGCAUAUUACUUUGGACCAGUGUUUUAAAAAACAGUGAGUCGAACCGGACUCGCCUGGUUCGACUCGGGAACCGGCACAGCUCUUGCUGGUUCUAGCACAAAACCGGGAACCGCCCGGUUCUAGAGUAGAACCGCCGAUUCCCAUCUGGUUCUAUCCGGUUCAGCUCGGUUCACACACGUAACGCUUGACACGCACGUGCGAGCGUGCCCCACGCACACUC
Messenger RNA from Amborella trichopoda, 1668 nucleotides. It is a transcript of the gene SOS4, whose product is annotated as pfkB-like carbohydrate kinase family protein. Gene Ontology annotation, cellular component: cytosol. The record is from RefSeq and is a predicted model, not a curated record. NCBI's taxonomy places the organism in Eukaryota, Viridiplantae, Streptophyta, Magnoliopsida, Amborellales, Amborellaceae. Gene Ontology annotation, molecular function: pyridoxal kinase activity. Gene Ontology annotation, biological process: pyridoxal 5'-phosphate salvage.